Molecule: messenger RNA, 3608 nt
Organism: Adelges cooleyi (spruce gall adelgid)
Lineage: Eukaryota; Metazoa; Arthropoda; Insecta; Hemiptera; Adelgidae
Exons: 3
Coding region: 1-3294 (1097 amino acids)
Source: RefSeq, a predicted model, not a curated record
AUGGUCAGUGUAUCGUGCCAAACAUUGCCGAUACCGACAGUCGAGAAAGCGGUUUGCCCUGUUCAGCGACCGAUGUCAGAAGUUGUGGAAAAACGGAAGACCUUCUCGACUGCCACCUCCGGACACGCCAAACGUAUUUCCAUUGUAAGGACAGACAAAGGCAGGGAACAGAAAAACGCGGUAUCGGCUGCCGCUUUCGGACACGCCGAGCAAAUAUUCAUUUUCGGAAAAGACAUAGUCACGGAACAGAAAAACGCGACCCCGGCUGCCGCCUCCGGACACGCCGAGCAAAUAUCCAUUUUAAGGAAAGACAAUGUCAUGGAACAAAAAAAUGUGGUCUCAACUGCCGCCUCCGGACACGCCAAACGUAUUUCCAUUUUAAGGAAAGACAAAUUCACGGAACAGAAAAACGCGGUAUUGGCUGCCGCUUUCGGACACGCCGAGGAAAUAUCCAUUUUAAGACAAGACAUAAUCACGGAACAGAAAAAUGUGGUCCCGGCUGCCACCUCCGGACAUGCCGAGCAAAUAUCCAUUUUAAGGAAAGACAAUGUCAUGGAACAGAAAAACGUGGUCUCAACUGCCGCCUCCGGACACGCCGAGCAAAUAUCCAUUUUAAGACAAGACAAAGUCACGGAACAGAAAAAUGCAGUCCCGGCUGCCGCCUCCGGACACGCCAAACGUAUUUCCAUUUUAAGGAAAAACAAAGGCAGGAAACAGAAAAACGCGGUCUCGGCUGCCGCCUCCGGACACGCCGAGCAAAUAUCCAUUAAAAGGAAAGACAAAGUCACGGAACAGAAAAACGCGGUCUCGGCUGCCGCCUCCGGACACGCCGAGCAAAUAUCCAUUUUAAGACAAGACAACGUCACGGAACAGAAAAACGCGACCCCGGCUGCCGCCUCCGGACACGCCGAGCAAAUAUCCAUUUUAAGGAAAGACAAUGUCAUGGAACAGAAAAAUGUGGUCUCAACUGCCGCCUCCGGACACGCCAAACGUAUUUCUAUUUUAAGGAAAGACAAAUUCACGGAACAGAAAAACGCGGUAUCGGCUGCCGCCUUCGGACACGCCGAGCGAAUAUUCAUUUUCGGAAAAGACAUAGUCACGGAACAGAAAAACGCGACCCCAGCUGCCGCCUUCGGACACGCCGAGCAAAUAUCCAUUUUAAGACAAGACAGAGUCACGGAACAGAAAAAUGUGGUCCCGGCUGCCACCUCCGGACACGCCGAUCAAAUAUUCAUUUUCGGAAAAGACAAUGUCAUGGAACAGAAAAACGUGGUCUCAAAUGCCGCCUCCGGCCACGCUAAACGUAUUUUCAUUUUAAGGAAAGACAAAUUCACGGAACAGACAAACGCGGUAUCGGCUGCCACCUUCGGACACGCCGAGCAAAUAUCCAUUUUAAGACAAGACAAAGUCACGAAACAGAAAAAUGCAGUCCCGGCUGCCGCCUCCGGACACGCCGAGCAAAUAUCCAUUAUAAGGAAAGACAAAGUCACGGAACAGAAAAACGCGAUCUCGGCUGCCGCCUUCGGACACGCCGAGCAAAUAUCCAUUUUCGGAAAAGACAUAGUCACGGAACAGAAAAACGCAACCUUGGCUGCCGCCUCCGGACACACUGAGCAAAUAUCCAUUUUAAGACAAGACAUAGUCACGGAACAGAAAAACGCGAUCCCGGCUGCCGCCUCCGGACACGCCGAGCAAAUAUCCAUUUUAAGACAAGGUAUAGUCACGGAUCAGAAAAAUGUGGUCCCGGCUGCCACCUCCGGACAUGCCGAGCAAAUAUCCAUUUUAAGGAAAGACAAAGUCACGGAACAGAAAAACGCGGUCUCUGCUUCCGCCUCCGGACACGCCAAACGUAUUUCCAUUUUAAGGAGAGACAAAGGCAGGAAACAGAAAAACGCGGUCUUGGCUGCCGCCUCCGGACACGCCGAGCAAAUAUCCAUUUUAAGACAAGACAUAGUCAAGGAACAGAAAAACGCGACCCCGGCUGCCGCCUCAGGACACGCCGAGCAAAUAUCCAUAUUAAGACAAGACAAAGUCACGGAACAGAAAAACGCGACCCCGGCUGCCGCCUCCGGACACGCCGAGCAAAUAUCCAUUUUAAGACAAGACAUAGUCACGGAACAGAAAAAUGUAGUCCUGGCUGCCACCUCCGGACAUGCCGAGCAAAUAUCCAUUUUAAGACAAGACAACGUCACGGAACAGAAAAACGCGACCCCGGCUGCCGCCUCCGGACACGCCGAGCAAAUAUCCAUUUUCGGAAAAGACAUAGUCGCGGAACAGAAAAACGCAACCUUGGCUGCCGCCUCCGGACACACUGAGCAAAUAUCCAUUUUAAGACAAGACAUAGUCACGGAACAGAAAAAUGUGGUCCCGGCUGCCACCUCCGGACAUGCCGAGCAAAUAUCCAUUUUAAGGAAAGACAAAUUCACGGAACAGAAAAACGUGGUCUCAAAUGCCGCCUCCGGCCACGCCAAACGUAUUUCCAUUUUAAGGAAAGACAAAUUCACGGAACAGAAAAACGCGGUCUCGGCUGCCGCCUCCGGACACGCCGAGCAAAUAUCCAUUUUAAGACAAGACAAAGUCACGGAACAGAAAAACGCGACCCCGGCUGCCGCCUCCGGACACGCCGAGCAAAUAUCCAUUUUAAGACAAGACAUAGUCACGGAACAGAAAAAUGUGGUCCUGGCUGCCGCCUUCGGACACGCCGAGCAAAUAUCCAUUUUCGGAAAAGACAUAGUCACGGAACAGAAAAACGCAACCUUGGCUGCCGCCUCCGGACACGCCGAGCAAAUAUCCAUUUUAAGACAAGGUAUAGUCACGGAACAGAAAAAUGUGGUCCCGGCUGCCACCUCCGGACAUGCCGAGCAAAUAUCCAUUUUAAGGAAAGACAAAGUCACGGAACAGAAAAACGAGGUCUCGGCUGCCGCCUCCGGACACGCCAAACGUAUUUCCAUUUUAAGGAGAGACAAAGGCAGGAAACAGAAAAACGCGGUCUCGGCUACCUCCUCCGGACACGCCGAGCAAAUAUCCAUUUUAAGACAAGACAAUGUCGCGGAACAGCAAAACGCGGGUCCAGCUGCCGUGGGUAGACCCGACACCCAGAUGCCGAUUAUACGGAGAAAUGGAGUUGAAGACGGAAAACUUAACUCGGUCGAGGACCCAGGAUUUGACGAAGGACAAAAAAACCGCCCACGCCGACGGUCACUAUGGCAGCGAACCAAGAGACUGCUUGGAAGAAUUAGCAUAACACUUAACGGGUCUCAUCCGUCCAAGCAACCGCCCGGCUUCGGUUCUUAAUUUGUGCCGCCAAAUUUUACAAACGGCGCAUGUAGACGAACGAAACGGCGGUAAAAGUAGAGCCAACCCGAAAACCGUCGAAGGCCUUAUUGCACCUUAAGGCACCUUAUUGGUGCUCGGUAACGGCCAUUCGUGACGCGCUCCGGUACAGGAGGGCAACCCUUCUUGUCGAUUGCUGGCCCGGCCGCUGGCCGAUGGCCUGGGGCAAAUCCCUUGUUUGAUCAUCGAAUCAAACAAGACUAACCGAGCAAUCUUGUGUCGACCGGGAGGAAAACGGUUACACGUCUUGAAUAACCCGAAAUAUAGUGUAUAAA